AUGUCGUUGUUUGACGACAAGCCCUCACAAAUGACAGAAGCUGAGUUAGAAGCAAUGAUACGACUUGUUAUCAUCGAAGCUCAGAAAGAGCGAAAUAUUUGUUUAUUCAUCGACGGCCUUGACGAAUUUUCGGGCAAGCCACAGAAACUUAUUGAUUUAAUCAAAUUCAUCUUGGAAUGCCCAAACGUCAAGGUGUGCGUCUCCAGUCGUCCUUGGGUUGUCUUUGAAGAUGCUUUCCAGCACGAUCCCAGUCUGAAGCUCGAAGAUUUGACCUACAAGGAUAUCAAAGGCUUCAUUGCCAAGAACUUUGCUGAGGAUCCGGGAUUUGCUAGACUGGCAAGAAGGGAACCGGAAUACGCAAGUCUGCUAGAAAGUCGCAUCGCAACCAAGGCCGCUGGAGUUUUCUUAUGGGUCAGCAUGGUAGUCAGGUCUCUUUUGUCCGGCAUGGGAAACGACGACAGAGUUUCCGACAUGCAAAGAAGACUUGAUCAGUUACCGCAGGAGUUGGAGACUCUUUACAGCACGAUGCUCGAAUCUCUGGAAGGGUUCUACUUCGAACACGCAGCGCAGUACUUUCUUCUCCUGGAAGCGUGGAAGACAUCGCCGCCUGCUGUGUUGUUUGACUUUGCCGACGAGGAAGUUGGAUACCCCAUCAGUCUCCGCGUGAGAGAGUGCUCCCAGGAUGAGAUCCGCGAGCGAGCCGAGACGGCUCGUCGCAGAAUUAACAGUCGUUGUCGAGGGCUGCUUGAGGUGACAUCCCCAUCGACAGUCACCAAAGGUGUCGAGGGUUUCGGAACAGUACAAUAUCUCCACAAGACUGUGAGGGACUAUAUCCUGAAACCAGCUAUAGACACAAGAAUCAAA
Messenger RNA from Colletotrichum acutatum, 864 nucleotides. RefSeq lists its product as uncharacterized. The annotation marks the transcript as partial. Lineage: Eukaryota; Fungi; Ascomycota; Sordariomycetes; Glomerellales; Glomerellaceae. The record is from RefSeq and is a predicted model, not a curated record. The transcript has a single exon.